Molecule: messenger RNA, 636 nt
Organism: Mycena indigotica
Lineage: Eukaryota; Fungi; Basidiomycota; Agaricomycetes; Agaricales; Mycenaceae
Exons: 3
Coding region: 1-636 (211 amino acids)
Source: RefSeq, a predicted model, not a curated record
AUGCUUGCUUCUGGAGUAUCAGUGUUUGAAAGCUUAGAAACCAGUACUGAUUACCCCUGGAGGCUUGCAGCUCCUCUUCAAGAACUUCUUAUUCAUGUAGCUGACAUAAAACUCACACCAUCACUUCUCGCUCUGUUUCAGAGCUCAAAGUGGCUGUGGGCUGCACGAAAGCAGAUCCUAUCAGAGCACAUGAAAGAGUAUUUCCUUCAACCUGCCACCCGGAAAUGGAUUGUGGACUGGGUCCUGUCCUUAGAUAAACCAGGUUUUAUACGCCUUGUCAAGGAAGCAGGGAUGGGAUUUCAUGAUCUAAUGGGGACAAUGCUCCAAAUGGAUUUUUCACUUCCCAGUGAAUAUAUUUCAUGCUAUGCAGAUGCCCUUGCAACUUCAUACUGUUUCACAUCAAAAUAUCUCCGCAAUGAAGUUCUAAAGUUCUUUUGCUGCUCUGUCCAGGGUGCAGACAUUUUAGCGACCACUAUCUUCUGGUAUGGUUUGAGGGAUGAUGAGCUUGAUGUAGCCUUUGUCUCAGCUAUGCAGCUGCUCCAGAGGAAUUCAUCCAUUCCACAAUGCUUAGCUAGGAGACCAUUAAAAGCCGAUAUAUGGUUCAAUCAUGAUAUGAUACUAAUUGGGGUUAGCUAA